Anolis carolinensis (green anole) is the source of this 3611-nucleotide messenger RNA. It is a transcript of the gene ubap1l, whose product is annotated as ubiquitin associated protein 1 like. Gene Ontology annotation, biological process: ubiquitin-dependent protein catabolic process via the multivesicular body sorting pathway. Gene Ontology annotation, cellular component: ESCRT I complex. Gene Ontology annotation, molecular function: ubiquitin binding. Lineage: Eukaryota; Metazoa; Chordata; Lepidosauria; Squamata; Anolidae. Bases 1031 to 2386 code for a protein of 451 amino acids. The record is from RefSeq and is a predicted model, not a curated record. The transcript is spliced from 6 exons.
AAUGUGGGGAAUAAAGGAGUAAUAUAUCCUGUAUUGGACUGGAUGACUGUGUAUAUCUGUCGAAGCUGGAGGGGUCCUCUCCCUCCCUCCCUCCUUUGUGCUACUCAUCGUGACAGCUGUGUACGUCUUGACUGGCGAGGAAGACGUGCCUUUCACCUCAUAGCGACAGAUGGCCUUCGCCUGGGCAAGCUUCCCAAAAAUACGGCAUGUGGAAGGCAUUAAGGGACGUCCACGUGCCAGACGGUCAAGCCGGUGCCUCUCUGUCCACCUCUCCCCUUCUAAAGCAACAGGAGAACUAGUCCCGGCAGUAGCCUUUUGACAAUUGUUGAAUUAAUAAACACUUAGCCGGCUACAUUUUGGAGAAAGAUAGGUAGACAGACAGAUAAAUAGAGACAGACACAUAUCGGUGUUUCACUUUGGUUAAAUCUAGGGUUUGGAGUGAAUGGUGUUAGAUUCAACACGUAGGGUUCAUUUACACUGUAGGAUUAAUGUACUCUUGAUACACUAUAACUACCAUGGUGCUAUGCUACGUAAUCCUGGGAUUUGUAGUUUGGUGAGGCACCAGCUAAAGACCUUGAAAAUCUUCAGUUCCCUGGAUCCAAUAGCAUUGAGCCACAGCAGUUAAAGUGGUGUAAACUGCGCUUAUUCUUCUGUAUAGAUGCGCCCUGGGAUUAAAGUCCAAAGAAGAGGGAAUAUUCCUUUUAUGUCCCAGUUUGGUAGCUUUUGAACUCUACCAAACUUUCUGUAGAAGGAAUAUCGGGCAAGGAGCUCUAGUUCUGCGAAUAUUAUCUUUAGCCUCCAGUCAGGGAAGUAUUUUACUCCCUUUUGUGAAGGAACAGGAAGACAGAUGCUGCAACAAUUUGGCGUUGUUUCUGCAGAUUUUGCAGUGGAUUAUGGACAAAGAGUUUUAUCUUUUAAGCUCAGUAACCCAGUCCAAAGUCUUCCAUAUACAAUUUAAUACAUCAUCAAAUCAAUCCCUUCUUAUUUGUGUUACUACCUUUUAUUACAGUGUGAUAUAACAAGCAAAAUCAUGAAUUGCCUGGAAGACGUCCCUUUCCGAAUGACCAUAGAUUUUGUCGAUGCUUCCAUGGGUGAGGAGAACUUCGUGUCUGCACCUGAAUUCGAGAUGCCCAACUGUACUGACAUCCUGAUGUGCACAAUGCAUGAUUUCUCCCUUGAGAAGAAGGUUCUGUAUUGGAUAGCUUCUGCCUCUCGGGAAGACAUUCCCUGGUACCAAGUGACCACUGAUGUGGUCCCGACAGCUCCCCCGUGUUGGCUGCUACUGGUGGACUCGAAAGAGUACUUGGCUGAUGACAACGAAAUGACUGGCAGCAAAGUCAAGGACAUAACACCGGUUCAGAGGUGUGUGCGGCUGGUCAUGGCAGCCGAGACCUUUAGCUAUGCCAGGAACAAAAAUCAAGAGAAAGAGGACCUCCAUUCUGAGGAGUGUUCAGAUGGUGAAGAGUCUUCCUCAACGAACUGUGUCAAAAGCUAUGGAGAAGAGGGGCCUUCAUCCGACAAGAUUGACAGCGUUCCCAGCACCUUGCCUCAAUUCCUAAGCCUUCCGCAAUGCAGACCGAAGACCUCCCCAGGGCCCAUGGAGACCCCGAUAGAGAGCGCUUGCUCAAAGCCUCCUCCUCUGAAACAGAGGCGCUCCAUGUUUUUGUUCAGCAGCAUGAAGAACGAGUUGGAAGGAGCCAAAAAGAAGCUGGCUGCCUUCAUGCAUCCUCUGAACCAGACGUCGGCAGAGCCCACCUUGGCCUCUAGGGCUUUCUCCCUCCACCAGCGCUCCCGGAGCAGUAGGAGCCUCCGAUACGGGACAUCCUCAGACUUAUCCCUGGUGGGGACCCUGACACCCACACCACCAUUGACUCCACGCUGUGGUCCAAGGCCCCUGACGGCUGCAGGCGGGGUCCCUCCAGUCCAAAGGCACAAGCCCACAGUUCCAUCCCUCAGUCCAUAUUCCUGCCUUCCUGGGGUCCAACGGGCUCCCGUUUCUGAGAAAUAUCAGCCCGAUUCCACAUCAGACUUGCUUUCGGCUCUGAGCCAAGAGGAGCGGGACCUCAUAGAGCCAGUUUUAGCCUUGGGCUACCCCAUACGCCGGGCCAUCCUCGCUCUCCAAAAGACUGGGAGCCAAAGUUUGGGGCAGUUUCUCAGCUACCUCAGCGCCUGUGACAAACUAUUGAAGCAAGGCUAUGAAGAGGCCCAGGUGGAGGAAGCCAUGGAGAUGUUCCAGAACUCAGAGAAGAAGGCGUCCGAAUUCCUUCACCUCCUGAUGCAGUUCAACGACAUGGGCUUCCAGCAAGCCGACAUCAAGGAAGUCCUCCUUUUGUGCGAAAACCACCGAGACCUUGCUCUGGAAGAACUCAUGGCCCGAACCCAGUAAACGUCACCUUUUUUGUGUGUGUCAUGAACCAAACAUAUACAGUAUUUGGCCAGUUCUAAGCAGUAAAUGCCAUAUGCAGUUUUUCAAGGCAUGCUUCCAAAUACUGACUGCAAACUUACGAUGCAUCUAAACAGUAGAAUUAAUGCAGUUUGACACUGCUAGAACUGACACUACUCAAUGCUAUGGAAUCGUGGAAUGAAUGCUAGUGUAAUGGAGAUAAAGUUACAAAUCCAAAAAAAGCAGGGCUUGCGUUUUGCUGUUUGGUUUGCGGCUGGGAAGAAUUAACCAUCGGCAUUAAAACGGCACCAUCUGGGAUGAGAUCAGCAUCGUUUAAUGCAGAAAAAUAAAUGUUUUCUUCAAUUCUAUCCCAGCAAACGCAGCCUAGGAUCUGAGUCAGCCCAUGUUUGUUAUGUAGCCACAAAUUCCCUGACUAUUUAUAGCCAGUCUCAAACAGAAUUGCUGGGAAUAUAAAACCUAUGAACAGGCACCCUCCUUGUUCAAACUAUUCAAAUACACUAAGGUUCAAAUGCAAGGAGGCGACCCCAAAUAGGUUGCAUGGAAAAGCAUUUAUUUGUAUCAGAAACAAUAUUGCUCAGGUACCUUCAGGCCAGGAGCCCCCACUGAUGCAGCAGAGUACACCACUGAGCUGCUGAACUUGCUGACCGAAAGGUUAGCGGUUUGAAUCCAGGGAGCGUGGUGAGCUCCCCUGUUAGCUCCAGCUUCUGCCAACCUAGCAAUUUGAAAACAUGCAAAUGUGAGUAGAUCAAUAGGUACCGGUUCGGCAGGAAGGUAAUAGCACUCCAUGCAGUAAUGCCGGCCACAUGACUUAUGAGGUGUCCACGGACAAAGCCGGCUCUUCAGCUUAGAAAUGGAGAUGAGCACCAACCCUCAGUUGGACAUGACUGGACUUAAUGUCAGGGGAAAACCUUUAUCUUCAGGCCAGAUCUCAGUCUCUUUUGGCUCAGCAGGACACAUACUUGCUGAAUUUGUGGGUCAUUUUGGGACAAAAAUGUAUAAAUGAUCAAAAUGCACUCAGUUUGUAGGUUUGCUUUAAACACAUCACAUGCCUGUCUAUCACAUAUCUACUGGCAUUAAAUAUUCUCUUUUCCAAAAACAGUAAACAAGCAGUCCCCAAGUUACGAACAAGAUAGGUUCUGUAGGUUUGUUUUUAAGCUGAAUUUGUUUUAAAAGUAUAAGUCCAGUCAAAUAUACAAAUAUAUAUCUA